AUGGAAGUUAUUAUAAGAAAAAUAGUGUAUUUAAACAUGAUCUUCUUAGAGAAACAAUCACAGAACGUUAAAUUUCAUACAGAAAUAGACGCCACACAAAGCCGGGAUCUAAAUCAUCUAGAUCAUCCCCUUGGAAGUAAGUCUGGCAGAAGUAGUAGAAGGAAAGUUGCCCACGGCCAAAAACAUCAGGGGACGAGAGAUAGAGAUGCAAAAAUCAAGACCAAAAAAGACUUGAAGGGAGAAAAUGAUUUCUACAUUGAAGAAAACGAUGAGCCAAAAGAGAAGCUGUAUAUUGUGGAGAUACGGGACUUUGGGGACGGAAAGAAGAGCGGUGAACGGGAAAAAGAUGAUGAGCCAAAAACAGCAGAUACCGAGACUGUUCAGAGAUUUAGAAGAGGCCCUUACAGACAUUUGCUGCAAUUUCAGGGCGAAGAAAAUAUCCCUCCGCAAGGCUACAUACCAGGUUUGAGUUUGAGCACAGACAGCUUAUGUGUUUUAAUGCUGCUCCUGACCACACGUGAACGAUAUAGAACGUUUUCACUCACGUGACCAGGGGCUAUGCAAAUUAAUUGGAACAAAUGAAAGAGUUUACACAUGAAAAAGGUUCAAAUCCCACAGGAUCGGUUUGGUACACCAACAAAUUAAGAAUUAUUGUAGCAGGAGAAAGGUGUAAUGUUAGAGGAGAAUAUUUUGAAAGAGGCUCCACGUCUGAAUAAAAAAUAGUCAGAGGCUAUCAAACUUUAGGCGGAGAAUUCUCUGAUCUCCGAUGCCUAAUGAACACCCUGGCCGCCAACAUGGCCGCCGUUUCAUAGUUUUGGACACCAAUAUGGCGGACGUGACGUCAUGUAAGAAUGCUCUAUAGGCGAUCUCGUAAAAGGUCCCCAGAUGGGUCUCUCGAUGGGUUGUAAACAGAUGAUAAAGUAUCGUUCCUUUGUGAAAGCCUUAACUCACGGAUCAUUAUACGUUUCUGGGAAACUGCCCACCUACCCCUCCCUUAAGCAACCUUUUUUUCCUAAGUGAGAAGCAAGUGUUAAUGUUGGCUUAGGGGAGGGGUAGGAAGGCAGUUUCCAACUCGGAUUUACACUAAGCAUUUAUUCCUCUUUCAGUAUCCUCCAUACAAUGCUCCCAUCCAGCAGUUCCUGAAAAAAUAGAUGAUGAUACCAUAAUAUAUCUCCGAGAUGAAUGCCGCUUGUGCCAUUGCAAGACGGGUGAGCUUAUCUGUGCAGUGAGGCCUCAAUCCUGUGAUCAACAUCGCACCAACAGGUCAUGUUCCAUGGAGAAUGGCGAAAUAGCAGACGGGGAAAGGCAUUUUGACGGAUGUAAUCAUUGCUUGUGUCGUAAUGGUGAGAUUUUUUUUUCCACAGUACUUAAAUUUCCCCAGAGGUCAGACGAAGAGCUACAUUUGUGAGGGGAAAUGGCUGGCUUUUGUUCUUUAGGGUCACUUUUCCUCCAGAAAGACACGUUGUUUAAUAUGUUUUGGGUGAUGGAGCAAACGCACACAGUCUAUUUUUCUGCGCUCGAUAAAAACGCACAUUCAUUCAGCCUAUGAAAGCUAACAGUUCAUCAAAAUCAUGUAGAUAAUAACGUAAAAUUAAGGGCUUGUUUACAUGGAGGUGGCGGACCCCAGAUAGGUGAGGUAACGUGCGGCGGGUCACCCCACCUAUCAUGCAAACGUGAUCAAAUUAAAGUGAGAGAUUACAUGGACAGGCGGGUUACCCCACCUAAGCGGGUUACUUCACCUACCUGGGGUCCCCCACCUCGAUGUAAACAGGCCCUAAAAAACACCCCGUACGUUUAUUGUUUAAGAUUUUUUAUCAUUAAUGAAACAAAGCCUGUGUUGUUUUAUCACAUCUCUCAGUACGCGCGCUGUGAUUCGUCAAUUUCGAGGGCCGCUAAUUUUGAUAACUUGUAUUCCUGCGCGCGCGAUUUAAAAAAGUAUAAUGAACAUCUUCCUUACUUAUAUCUAAAUUAAGGAUCCUCGUUUUUCUUCUCGCUGAUGUACGACCUACGUUCAUGCUAACUAACACUGCGGACCGAGAGAACGAGAUUAGUAAGAGUACUUACACAGCCUGAUAUUUUUGUCCUUUGCAAUUUAUUUUGUGGUAGAAAAAUAAACAAAAUACAAAAAAAGCAAGUUAGAGUAAGCUCUUUGACAGCGGAAAGACCAAAAGCGAGACGGUUCUGGGCCCAGUCGUUGGAACGUUGGUUAGAGCUAACCCGGGGUUAAAUUUUUACCCCGGGUUUCUUUUUCUAUGUGUCAAAAGCAUUCCCUCGGAUAAUGUUCUCUAUUCUUUUUAGAGUAUCCAAUCAACAAUUUUAGGAAAAGACAAUUAAACUGAAUUUGCCUUUUAAGCUCUCAUAUCUGAGUUCAAAUUUCGCACUAACACUAGGUUACCUUAACCCAGCUUUGAACAACCCGGCCUUGAUGGAAAAAUCAGCAACAUAUCAUCACAUAAGACUAAGAAUCCAAAACAUGAGAGAGGAAAAAGAGAACUGAACUUGAAAAAACAUUCUCUGGGAUCUCAAAGGGCGUGGGGAUAGUAUCUUAUCUAAAGUAUAGUUUCCUAUAAGUAAUGAAAAACCAAAAGAGUGUACAACACGAGCGCGCGUGAAAAUCACUCCACGCGAGGAAAGCCUCGCGCGUGGUGUGAUUUUCACGCGCGUUCGCGUUUCGCUCGCUCUACUAUCCCUGAGGAAAAAUUGGGACUUCUCGUAGUCUAAAAAGAGUGUGGUGGUGUUUAUUUUUCUACUUUUCAAAUUGUUCUCUUUGUAAGGUGAACUGCUCUGCACUCGCGUUCGAUGUCCGUCUGCAAAUUACAACUAUACCCAUUACCCAAAGGGCAUCAGCGAUACACAGGAAAACGGAACCAGAGGUAAUGUAUUGGAUAGGACCAUGAGAGGCAAGGACUCUUGCAUGGAGUGUGAUUAUGACCCUAUUUUCCCUGUCUGUGGACCCAACUGGAAGACGUACCGAUCGAUGUGCCACGCCCUUUAUUGUGGGGAUCUGAGAAUCGAGAAUGUUAAAGAGGGAUCUUGUGAGACCAUGGUUAGUAAAAAUAAAUUUUCACAUUUAAUCACAACGUUUUGCGCGAUGAAAAUAAACACCAUUAGACCAUUGCUUGCGAAAAAUCUUCUAAAUAUAAUGCAACCGUUUUAGCUUCUGAGGCAUAAGGCAUUGUUGAUAUAUUAAUUCCUUGUCUCAACAAUUAUAUUCAAAAUAGUAAAGCUAUCAACUCCCUUUAUAACGGAGACUGUAGGGACCUCGAGUUAUUGUCCUCAUUAGCGAGAGUCCAUAAUAGCAGGAGUUUAUUUCAGUCAAACUUCUGUAAUUUACUUUUAGCCUGGGAUUUAGCUUCGGUCCCUAUUAUCGGGGUAUCCGUUAUAGCGACGUUUCCGCAAGUCGAGAGUUGACUGGAAAUUGUUUACUUCUUGUCAGUGAAAUAAGAAAUGAACUGCAAAGUUAGCCCUGGUAAUUCAUGAGGAUCUAUAGGAAGUAUUCGGUAAAUAUCGUUUUGUGAUCAUUCUCAACCCAGUUAGAGAUAACAUUUUGAUUCAUUUUAUCUUUCUAGAACCCUUGCGACGAUGCUAAAUGCCCAGACCAUGAAAUAUGUGUUGCUAAGAUACAAGGCCCGUGUUUGACGAGUACAACAACUGAUGGAGACAUAGUGGAGUGUCCGCAAUACCGAUGUGGUAACUAAAAAUUUAUUACAAAAAUAAGACACAUUGACGCAAACGACACAUUUUAGGUAACUCACGAGUCUUCACACUAGUAUAGUAUCUGUCACUUCAUGUUAUCUUUCCAUGAUAAUUCUCGUAAAGCGAGGACAGCAAGUCGCGCGCGCAGCGCGUGGAUCGUGCGUGGAUCACGUCCAAAUCCGAAUAAUUUCCCUCGCCUAAAGCCUCAGCAAAUUAUUAGAAUUAUGAGAAAACAUGCGUAAAAUUAUUCCCUAAUUUCACUCGUCACCAUUUGAUUACAUAUACUAAUAACGCAGAGGUGGCAUCAUUAUCCUCGGAUUCGUUUUUUCCAUGUGAGCAAUAGGGCAGGGCCCCGGGGGCAGGGCAGUAAGUGGACCCAACUGGAAGACGUACCGAUCGAUGUGCCACGCCCUUUAUUGUGGGGAUCUGAGAAUCGAGAAUGUUAAAGAGGGAUCUUGUGAGACCAUGGUUAGUAAAAAUAAAUUUUCACAUUUAAUCACAGCGUUUUGCGCGAUGAAAAUGAACACCAUGUGACCAUUGCUUGCGAAAAAUCUUCUAAAUAUAAUGCAACCGUUUUAGCUCUGAGGCGUAAGACAUUGCUGAUAUAUUAUUUCCUUUUUUCAAAAAUUAUGUUCAAAAUUGUAAAGCUAUCAACUCCCUUUAUAACGGAGACUGUAGGGACCUCGAGUUAUUGUCCUCAUUAGCGAGAGUCCAUAAUAGCGGGAGUUAAUUUCAGUCAAACUUCUGUGAUUUAUUUUUAGCCUGGGAUUUAGCUUCGGUCCCUAUUAUCGAAGUAUCCGUUAUAGCGACGUGUCCGCAAGUCGAGAGUUGACUGUAAAUUGUUUACUUUUUAUCAGUGAAAUAAGAAAUGAACUGCAAAGUUAGCCCUGGUAAUUCGUGAGGAUCUAUAGGAAGUAUUCGGUAAACAUUGUUUUUUGAUCAUUCUCAACCCAGUUAGAGAUAACAUUUUGAUUCAUUUUAUUUUUCUAGAACCCUUGCGACGAUGCCAAAUGCCCAGACCAUGAAAUAUGUGUUGCUAAGAUACAAGGCCCGUGUUUGACGAGUACAACAACUGAUGGAGACAUAGUGGAGUGUCCGCAAUACCGAUGUGGUAACUAAAAAUUUAUUACGAAAAUAAGACACAUUGACGCAAACGACACAUUUUAGGUAACUCACGAGUCUUCACACUAUAGUAUCUGUCACUUCAUGUUAUCUUUCCAUGAUAAUUCUCGUAAAGCGAGGACAGCAAGUCGCGCGCGCAGCGCGUGGAUCGUGCGUGGAUCACGUCCAAAUCCGAAUAAUUUCCCUCGCCUAAAGUCUCAGCAAAUUAUUAGAAUUAUGAGAAAAUAUGAGUAAAAUUAUUCCCUAAUUUCACUCGUCACCAUUUGAUUGCAUAUACUAAUAACGCAGACGUGGCAUCAUCAUCCUCGGAUUCGUUUUUUCCAUGUGAGCAAUAGGGCAGGGCCCCGGGGGCAAGGCAGUACGUUAACACUCUUCAUUGUAGAGUAUGCAAUUCUUUUGGCCGGAAGAAUUAGAAUCCCUUGCCAGUUUCAAAUAGCAGGCAAGUCUAAAAGCUGAGCAACAAACACUCUAUGAGCAGUACACGUCGCUGGUUUGUCAUGAGUCAUGUAUUAUCUCUUUUAUAGUCAAUCCCAGUAAGGACUGUAGCGUGGAUCUGGAUAGUGACGUAUGCGGUGAAGAUCAUAAAACCUACAAAAGCGAGUGCGCUUUGUCUACACGAGGAAUUUCUUUGGCUUAUUAUGGACCCUGUAAAGGAGAAUGUUUUGUGGAUGACACGCGGGUAAGUUGCUCAUUUAUUUUAAAAAUGCUGCUAAGUCACUUAACAAAUGCAGUCACUGUAACAAGACAUGCGAAGCGUGCGCAUUAGUCACGCAAGUUAUUCAAGGAAUUUCGUCAAACAUAUGUAUUCCGGGAUUUCCGCCGAGACAACUUGUGCAAUCAGCAACAGAGAAACAUGCCUUCCUCAUGAUAUAGGCAGGAUAGAAGUAAGGAUUGUACGUAUUUCGGUUUGAUAUUUUAGUGAGCCGACCAAAAGAAUUAUCCUUGGGCCGAAGUUCCCAGUAUGAGUGUUCACGUCCGGCGCGCUUUUUGUCGCUUCAACUAGGUUACCAUAGCCUACCAUUUCUAUUAUGUAUGAACUGUACUCACAGGUCUCGUUUGUCUAGAUGUGCGGUGUGGAUGGCGUGACAUUUGCUAGCAGUUGUCACGCCGCUCGUCUCAACAGUCACGUCGAUUAUCCCGGACCAUGUGACCAGGUGGACCCCAAGAACAACGUUAUGAUGAACAGUAAAGACCCCGGUGCAAACUAUAACCGCCGGUGCAAAACUGUCGAGGAACUUGCUCGCUGCCCAGAAAUUGCUUGCUCAAAACACGUUAUAUCAGAGGGAAGCUGUUGUCGAGCUUGUGGUAAGUGAUUCUCAAUCAGGAUAUGAAACAAUUAGUUUCAUUUUACAAAAAAGAGUUUAGUCUGACUAUGGCCGACUCAUAACUACAUAUGUAUCUGCGACCAAACAAAACCCGUCAAUACAGACACCAAACCAAACCCCGUCAAUACAGACACUAAAGGGGAAGUGAAAAUAGCCAUCUUUUGUUAGAGCAAAAUACAAAACAAAUAAAAGAGGACGGAAGCAUCGUCAAAUUAAACAUCUCUGCCCUUCAAAAAGCUGUCAUUCCACGGUCUAAAUCCGCAGAAACACUCAAAAAUCGAUCAUUAUUAUGCUACUUAAUCAAAACCGUUCUCUGCAUAAAUUCGCUUGAUGCCAAAAUAGUCUAAAAUUGACGUCUAUAAUUCAUCCGGUCCUGUUAACUGAAGCGCUUGGAACAUCGACAUUGUCCGCGUUAGCGAGGUUGACUUUCAAAGAGAAUCUGUUGAUUGGGCAAAAACAAGCGUCCGUUGUCCGCAUUAGUGGGUGUCCGUAUUAAGCGGGUUGAAUUUAGAGAAAAUGUAAGGGCUUUCCUUAGGGGCAAAGAAAACUGUCAGUAAUAAUGAGGUGUCUGUAUUAAGCGGGUGUCCGUAAAGCGGGGUUCGAGUGUAUUCUGUUUCAUUGUCCCAAAAAGCAUAUCCCACGCAUGAGUCCAAUUUUUCUUGGAACUUCAUCAAGUCAUUUUUGUUUUUGCAGGCACCGCAAUAAGCAUUCGACUGGACAUCGCCGCAAGAGACAUGGCCACUUUAAAAAUCGCUGACGACAAGCCCUACUACAAUCUCAACAGGCUUGACUUAAUCCACAACACCCUCAAAUCUCUGUUUCCUAACGGCAAUAGAUGUCAGCUGACCACAGAUCUCGUGGACACCAACGACAUCUCCGUCGUCUUUUCGUCGAUCAAACCCGAGGAUUUGGACACCUGCGAGCAAGUGGCGCGAAAAACCGUCGACCUUAUCAACUCUCCCUCCAAAAAUGAUCUGGACCCGGGGCAGGCGUUACUCGCCGCCGCUGUUGUCGUGGAACAGUCGGAAGAAAACUUCGUACUCACGAUUGAGUCUUUCGCUUCGGUAAUGGUAACACAGCGAAAAAGAAGGGCGUCUCACCACGAGCAUGAACCAAUGUUCAGUCAAAAUACACGGAUUUGUCCUCAAAACAUCAUUUUCUUGUUUCUAGUGACGGUAGGUUUGCACUGGACUACAAACCUGGCCGACAACUGA
This is a messenger RNA of Porites evermanni, 7357 nucleotides long. Lineage: Eukaryota; Metazoa; Cnidaria; Anthozoa; Scleractinia; Poritidae. The record is from the annotation of a GenBank genome assembly.